CUAUAUCAAUUCAACAGGUGCAUCGUUGAUCCAUACACGUCUAGGCGACACACUCAUUUGCCGACCCGCCUGGCUGUUAAGCACCCCAACAAAGUAUUUCAAUCAAGUGUCACAAAGUACUGAGGUAGCAAACAGCGACCCACAGGCGCCGCGUCCAAGGCUCCGCUUUUUGCCGUGGGGCACGGUCGGUGCCCUAGGUAGCCUGGUGCUUGGUGCCAGCGCCACAGCCAUGGACAGCCAGGCUCGCAUCCAAGCAAAUCUUAGACACAUACAGGCUUUCGAGGCAAAGCCCAACCCCAAAGCCCUGCCGGAGACGGCUGUGACACGCGGGUUUGAGAAGGUUGCUUUCCCCAAGCUGGUGCGGGAGCUCACGUGUGAUAACGCCGUGGUGCGGAAAAAGUCGUUGCUAGCGGCCCGCGAGCUGCUGUCAUCACCAGUCAACCACGUACAAUGCGUGGCGGCGGGUGCCACGCCGGCAAUCGUGGCAUUACUGCAGGACCAAACAGAUGAUGAGACUCGGUAUUAUGCAGCCGGCACACUCAAACUCCUGGCGGCCAAGGAGGUGGGCGCGAGAGACCUGGCGCAGCACAGUGGGCUGGAUGCGCUGGCGGCGGCGCUGGAGGACCCAAGCGAGGGUGUGCGUGAUGAGGCCUAUGGGGCGCUCAUUGAGGCGGCGCGCUUCGACUCCACCCGCCGCGCGUUGGAGGCGUGUGGCAGCGGCGCUGUGCUGCCGCGGUUGAUGGAGCUGGCACUGCUGGAGGCGCAGGGCGGCGCCGCGGGGCGAGCUCAGCAGGGGCUGGUGCUCCUAUUCACGUGCACACAGGCUCGCCACAAUGCCGGCAUCCUGUCCCAGCUGGUGGAUGUGGCGCAGGCCAUCCCGCACCUUGCAGGCUUGCUCAAGCCCGAGCUACCCAUGCCUGUACGGCACGCGGCGGCGGAGCUGCUGGGCGCGCUGGCGACCCGCGAGGACGCCAAGAUACAGGCAGUGCAGGUGGGAGCGGUGCCGUUACUGCUGCUGGCCGCGAGCCCCAGUGUGCCCGUGCCCUUCGCCACCUCCGCCGUGGCUGCCCUUGGCGCGAUCACCAUCCGGCGGGAGGGCAAGUAUGCGGCCCUCGAGUCGCCCGGCGGCCUGGCGGGAUUGGUGUCAGUCCUGGACCCCUGCCACGAGCAGCUGUGCAUCAACGCCAUGACAGCCGUGUCCAAUGUGGCGGAGGCGCCCGAGGCGAGGGCGAUCCUGGUGGCGAGCGGCGCGGGCCCCAAGCUGCAGCAUAUCUUCGAGACGGCCACUGUAGAGGUCGUCAAGCGCGCAGCGGCGCAGGCGAUACGGCAGUGCCGCUUCAAGCACCUACCUUACGAGGUGCUUCCGGGGGCGCCGCCCAUCAAUGAGGAGUAGCGCGACAGCAGCAGGGGGAGGACACGCAGUAUGAAACAGUAUGGAAGCGGUGCACAUGCGGGCUUUGGAAAGCACUUGCUGUGUUUGUAAGGGUGUGUAAGGUUUGCAGUUGGGCCGCAGGUGUCGAUCAGUGAACUGUGUAUGGCGUGACGUGGAAUGCGGUGGCGGCGCAAGAGAACGCGAUUUGCUGUGCCAUAUGUGUCAGUGGUAUGUGAGCAUAUGUCCGUGUGUUUACUUGCUGAGGAGAGCUGAAGCACUUGGAGACUACGGGUGGAAAGGGACAUGCGCAGCGGCGGAGUCGACUGUUG
Chlamydomonas reinhardtii is the source of this 1701-nucleotide messenger RNA. RefSeq lists its product as uncharacterized. The coding region runs from base 230 to 1393 and encodes 387 amino acids. The record is from RefSeq and is a predicted model, not a curated record. Gene Ontology annotation, molecular function: protein binding. Lineage: Eukaryota; Viridiplantae; Chlorophyta; Chlorophyceae; Chlamydomonadales; Chlamydomonadaceae. The transcript is spliced from 9 exons.